This is a messenger RNA of Rotaria socialis, 672 nucleotides long. The record is from the annotation of a GenBank genome assembly. Lineage: Eukaryota; Metazoa; Rotifera; Eurotatoria; Philodinida; Philodinidae.
AUGAUACUGACCUAUACGCGGUUUCUACUAUUGAGUAGUAUUGCUUUUAUUGCCGUAACAGGUGAUUCUGAACAUUUGAAAGAAAUGCGUUUUAAAUUUUGGCUACAACCAGAUACUCAAGAAUGUUAUCAUGAAUUAUUAGAGAAUGGAACAAGCAUUUAUUUGAUGUAUGAAAUAUUAAACGCUCAUGAACAUGAUAGCAGUAUUAUAGCUUAUUUUCGGAAUGCAUAUAAUGGAAGUAUUUUAGCUAUCUCAACGACUCCUCAACGGGGUCAUCUUCAACUUAUAGCAAAUGAAACAACUUUGGUCGACAUUUGCAUGACUCAUGAAAAAUCAGACACCUAUGUGAAAUAUAUUUCUGUAUUCUUUCAUCGUUAUCAUCUUGAAAAUAUUUUAGCUAGUAUAAAAGAAGUUGAACACUUUGAUAAUUCGUCAAUUAAUGCUCAUAAUGCAAUUGAUGCUAUUUCUUAUCAGAUUAUUGUUACACGUGAACAACAAAUUGAAAUGGAAAUGCUUAAUCAGAAAGAUCUUUAUUUAGUUGAACAAAAUUUAGUAUGGGUUAAUCGAUGGGCAAUUAUGCACAUCUUUUUAAUAAUUAGUUGUUCACUUUUUCAAACUUUCUUCAUUAGACGUCUAUUUCAAACGCCAACAGUAAUGAAACGAAUGAAAUAA